Messenger RNA from Belonocnema kinseyi, 806 nucleotides. RefSeq names its product vacuolar ATPase assembly integral membrane protein VMA21 homolog. Gene Ontology annotation, biological process: vacuolar proton-transporting V-type ATPase complex assembly. The transcript has 4 exons. NCBI's taxonomy places the organism in Eukaryota, Metazoa, Arthropoda, Insecta, Hymenoptera, Cynipidae. The record is from RefSeq and is a predicted model, not a curated record. Bases 245 to 622 code for a protein of 125 amino acids.
CUAGGCGCUUUUUACAUCGUGAUUCGCUUCUGCUACUAUGAUGUGAUAUUCCUGAUUUCAGAUCACGUUUGACAGUGAUAUUUUAUAAAAAAAUAUUUUGAUUGUUAGAAGACAUGUAUCACAAAGAAAACUAAAUAAUAUUAGUAGCUUCUGGAGACAUUUGAAUAAAUUGAGAAUAGUAUAAUAGGAAGAAAAACGAAUUAACUGAUAAAACAAGGAACCUCUUUAUAAAUAGCAACAAAUCAUGGCAGAAUUAAAAAUCGCGUUUGGUCGUGCUUUUUUAUAUACAGACCUUGGAGGGAUACUGUACGUAAACACGACAGAGAGUUGUUAUUUAAGCAAACGCGACGUGGAACUCUAUGGAACGAAGUCAUUGGAAUUAUCGGAAAUACAAGUUUUCAAAACCGUGAUUUUCCACUGCAUAUUCAUCAUAGCUCUACCAGUAAUAUGCUUUUUUACGAGUAAGACGUUUUUAUUCGAUGGUGCCUUGGGUAUGGAUAGCGUCCCGAGCAAUGUGUAUGCGGCUGGGGUUACAAUUUUGGUAUUACACGUAGCUUUGGGUGCAUUUAUUUAUAAAAUAUAUUUUGAUACGGAAAUAAAAGCUCAGUCGAAAAUCGACUAAAUUGAAAUAUAUAAUUUGAAUGAAAUCAUUAAAAAAUUCAUGAAAAAUCUCUGUAGCCUGUUUACCAAAUUAAUUCUGAUUACUAAAAGUUACAAGAAUUUUAUUUCAACAAUGUCGGCGGAACUCCUGAGCAACUCAUGAAAUAUAUGUGUACUGAUAUUAAAGAAUCUGAUAUUCUAAAUUA